AUGCGAAAACAGUCGGAGGACGCCGCGGAGACGUCGAGGCUCUCGGACGCGUACGCGUCGGAUAACCAGGAAAUCUUAGAAGAAGCCGGAUCGGACUACGAGCCCGCGGAAGAGGAGGUCAUCGAGUACGCGCGAUGGCUCGGCAUCGCCGCGAAGGAGGACGCGACGAUGCUCUGGAUCGCGCGCGAAGGCCUCGCGGCGCCGCUGCCGGAGGGCUGGAAGCCGUGCCGCACGGGGGACGGGCAGGUGUAUUACUUCAACUUCGACACCGGCGCGAGCUCGUGGGACCACCCGAUGGACGAGGCGUUCAGAGCCAAGGUGGAGGAGGCGCGCGCGAGCGCGACGACGGCG
Micromonas pusilla CCMP1545 is the source of this 351-nucleotide messenger RNA. RefSeq lists its product as uncharacterized. The annotation marks the transcript as partial. NCBI's taxonomy places the organism in Eukaryota, Viridiplantae, Chlorophyta, Mamiellophyceae, Mamiellales, Mamiellaceae. Gene Ontology annotation, molecular function: protein binding. The record is from RefSeq and is a predicted model, not a curated record. The transcript has a single exon.